Messenger RNA from Neopsephotus bourkii (Bourke's parrot), 1792 nucleotides. RefSeq names its product solute carrier family 39 member 9 (gene SLC39A9). The record is from RefSeq and is a predicted model, not a curated record. Gene Ontology annotation, cellular component: membrane. NCBI's taxonomy places the organism in Eukaryota, Metazoa, Chordata, Aves, Psittaciformes, Psittacidae. The transcript is spliced from 8 exons. The coding region runs from base 156 to 1073 and encodes 305 amino acids. Gene Ontology annotation, molecular function: metal ion transmembrane transporter activity. Gene Ontology annotation, biological process: zinc ion transport; transmembrane transport.
GGGAUUCGGUGAUUCCUUGUGCCUUCUCCUCGCUUUACGCCAUCCCCCGUCCCCUUUAGGCCGUCUCUCCGCCCGCUGUAGCCCCGUCUCCCCUCGGGGGCGGUAGGUGCAGGGGAAGGUCUCGCUGCCUCAGGGACCGGACAGAACCCAGCGAAAUGGAUGACUUCCGCUCCAUCUGCCUGCUCUCUCUGGCCAUGCUGGUGGCCUGCUAUGUGGCAGGAAUUAUCCCUUUGGCAGUUAAUUUUUCCGAGGAAAGAUUAAAGUUGGUGACUGUUCUGGGUGCAGGGCUGCUGUGUGGAACUGCCUUGGCUGUCAUUGUGCCAGAAGGAGUACAUGCACUUUAUGAAGACAUCUUGGAAGGGAAGCAUCACCCUGCAAGCGAGAUGCAGCAUGUGAUGGAGUCUGAGAAGGUGGCAGAAAUCCCGGUUGUGCAUGAGUAUGGCCAUGACCAUUCCAGGUUACAUGCCUACAUUGGUGUAUCCCUUGUCCUUGGCUUUGUCUUCAUGCUGUUGGUGGAUCAGAUAGGCAGCUCUCAUGUGCACUCUACAGAUGAUCCAGAAGCUGCAAGAUCUGGCAACUCCAAAAUCACAACAACACUGGGACUAGUAGUUCAUGCUGCAGCUGAUGGUGUUGCAUUGGGUGCAGCAGCUUCAACUUCUCAGACUAGUGUCCAGUUGAUAGUGUUUGUUGCAAUUAUGUUGCACAAGGCACCAGCUGCCUUUGGCCUGGUUUCCUUCCUGAUGCACGCUGGGCUGGAACGGAAUAGAAUUAGAAAACACUUGCUGGUCUUUGCGUUAGCAGCACCUGUUAUGUCAAUGGUGACAUACUUAGGGCUAAGCAAGAGCAGCAAAGAAGCCCUUUCAGAAGUUAAUGCCACCGGAGUUGCUAUGCUGUUUUCUGCUGGGACUUUUCUUUAUGUUGCCACAGUUCAUGUCCUCCCAGAAGUAGGAGGAAUUGCUCAUAGCCACAAAUCUGAAUCAAAUGGAGGAAAAGGACUCAGUCGUCUGGAGGUGGCAGCCCUAGUAAUAGGAUGCCUUAUUCCUCUAGUUUUGUCCAUUGGACACCAUCACUAAAUGCUCGAAUUUCACCGUUCUCCUCGAUCUGACAUGAGCAGUAACUGUCGGCUGCUCCCUUUAUCAUUGUCUCUUACCCGUCAUCCAUCCCAUCCACUUCAUGGAGUUCAGAGGGAACGUUAAUUGCAAAAUGAGGAAUACUGGGAAAGCUUUUAGUGUAGCAAAAUGUACUUUGAUAGCCGGACGUAAUUCUGUGUAACUUUCUUUUCUGAAGACAUUUGCUAUUUUAAUUGUUACUUCUGGCCCUAUUCUCAGGGAAGAUGGAAUUUGGAGUUUAAGAAAGGUGAGCAGGGAAGAACAUAGCGACUCAUCAUGAAAUUUCUAUCACCAAAAUAUCCUGCAAUUCAGCUUUCACAGCUGAGAGCAAAAACAAAGGAUGGCUGCUGUGUGAGAGGUUGAAGUCUUACUAAUGAUGAAGAGGGUUUCCCCUCAUUGGUUCUGUGUUGUCCUGACAAUGCAACUGGUCCUUGUGAUGUUUGUCACUAAUUGUAUGGCAAAAGUGGGCUGCACUUGGAACUCUGGACAGCACUGCAAUUGUCACAGAAGUGUCACUGAUAGGAAAGAAUUGGUAUAAUCAAAGUGUAGGAUUAGAGUAGGGAAUCAGCUGGUUAAGAAAGUGCAAACAAAUUUUGCAAUGAAUUCCAGUAAGACAAAGAAUAGAAGCAAGGAGAGUAGUGUUUUGAUUGUUUAUGCAACUGUUAACAAACUUUUAAAAGGCA